This is a messenger RNA of Pochonia chlamydosporia 170, 699 nucleotides long. Its product is annotated as RNA polymerase, subunit H/Rpb5. Gene Ontology annotation, molecular function: DNA binding; DNA-directed RNA polymerase activity. Gene Ontology annotation, cellular component: RNA polymerase III complex; RNA polymerase I complex; RNA polymerase II, core complex. Lineage: Eukaryota; Fungi; Ascomycota; Sordariomycetes; Hypocreales; Clavicipitaceae. The record is from RefSeq and is a predicted model, not a curated record. Bases 1 to 699 code for a protein of 232 amino acids. Gene Ontology annotation, biological process: DNA-templated transcription. The transcript is spliced from 3 exons.
AUGGACGAUUUGCCCAACGAUGCCAAGUCAAAGGAGGUUGUCAGACUUUGGAGAGCGUGGAGGACGGUGCACGAGAUGGUUGCUGAUCGGGAAUACGAAUUAGCAGAGGAAGAAGUCAACAUUUCGCUGGACCGUUUCCGCGACGAAUAUUGCAACCCAGACGGCUCUGUAAACCGCUCCAAGCUCCAAUUCUCAGCCCGUCCCAGCGACGCCAUGCUCAAGAAAAACACCCCUCCAGCAACCGAAUCCAAUCCCGACCCCGUCCCCGACUGCGGCCCCGUCUGGGUCGAGUUCCUCACCGACAAGCAAUUCGGCGUCGGCCAGAUCCGCCAGUUCGCCAAAUACACCAUCUCCAACAACUACAAGACCGGCAUCAUGGUCACGCACGUUGCCUUGUCGCCCGCGGCCCGCAAGUCCCUCGCUAGCGUCGAGAACCUCGCCAAGAUUGAGUGUUUCCUGGAAGACGACCUUCUCGUCAACAUCACGCACCACGAGCUCGUCCCCCGACACGUGUUGCUGUCCAGGGAUGAGAAGACGGCCCUGCUGAAGCGAUAUCGUCUGAAGGAGACGCAGCUGCCGAGAAUUCUGCAAAAGGAUCCCGUGGCGAGAUAUCUGGGGCUCAAGAGAGGACAGGUCGUUAAGAUUAUUCGAAUCAGCGAGACGGCUGGUCGGUAUGCUAGCUAUAGAUUGUGUGUCUGA